CAAAAAACGAAGCACCGAUUGUUUCGAUGCAACCGAGAGCGAACGGCUGUGUUUGUUUGUUUCGAUGCAUACACGCACGACGACGGCAGAUACACACGCCACCAAACCAAACCAAACCAAACAAAACACAAGCGAGCCAACAGUGCUCCCACGGCACUAUUGACGCUCACUCCCUCCCGUCCCUUCCCUCGCAUCCGAUAUCGGCACCCUUCCUCCGUCAUUCAUUCAGCCAUUCAGCCAUUCACCUCAUUCAUUCUCAUUCAUUCAUGUCAAUCACGACAUCUCGCUUGCCGUGAUUGAGGUUGUUGCAUGGGGUUUGGCGCGAACCAUUCAUUCACGUCUUGUGCCGCACGUUGCGCCUCAACUGGAGCAGUUGCUGGGAAGGGGGCGGCGACGAAGACCCAACGGGACCCCCCUGGCACGGAGCAGCGGCCGCUUCCACCAAGCAGCGCGCACCCUGGCCACGUUUUGGGUUGCGUGCACGAAACCAAAAACCCACCAACAGCAGCAGCACUGACGGAGUGAUUGACUGAGGCAACGUGUGGGAGAACCUCACCCAACACACACACCAAAACACACACGCACAUACAGCACACCGCACGAGCAACACAAGAUGAACGUGAACGCAGUUACCCUCCCCGAUUCUGAUCCAACACAACAGCUACAGCUACACCGUUCCAGCGCCACUGCAAGAGACAGUGGCCACGAGCGAGAGCAAUCAACAACGGCUACAACGACAGCGACAGCAGAGACCACGUGUACAUCAUCAUCAUCGUCAUCAUCCUCCAGCACUGCUAAGAUGCCGCCCAACACCACCAACACCACCACUGCUGGUGCCCACGGGCAUGCUUAUGAGCAACCCGGUGGCCACGCCCAUGCUGUGGACGAGGAUGCAAAGAAGCCAGAUUGCGCAUCACCGCCAGCAAGUACAACAUGCACCUCUCCUGCGCGGUCCCCUGAGGCUGCCGUGUCGCCGGCGUCAUCAGUCCUGAGCGACACCAGCGUCAGCAGCAUCAACACCACAAGCAGCAGCGACGCCGACUUCAUGGCCAGCUUCCGCGCUCUCCCUGUCGACACCCCAGACGAGGCAUCGCAGGCUGUGCACACUCCGCUGGCUCAGCGCCGCCGCCGCCGCACUGCCGCAGCAACAGCACCGCUGCGCACGUCCAUAUCGCACCCAGCCACGCCGACCACACCGAAACGUGCCGCGUCCUUGACAUCGCUUCGACCCUCGGCCAUUCCGUCACCGGCGCAGCAUUCAAGGAGAAGACCGCGACAGUUGGGUGCCGGCCUUCACUCUCCACGCAGCAGCAGCGCGUCGCUGUCGUCGUUGUCACCACCCACCUCCUCCUCUUCGCCACUGUCUCCUCCAUCAUCAUCCUCAUCGUGGGCAUCGUCGUGGUGGUCGCUGGCAUCAUCACAAAAGGCCAACACCCCAAACGCAGUCCACCAACACGCGUUGACUCAACAACGCCUUCCUCGCCAGCAGAGCCACCACCACCACCAGCAACAGCAGCAGCAACAGCGAGACACCCGCACACCAUCUGUGGCGUCAUCACCAUCGCCUACUGCGCGCGCACCGCACCUGCUCAGCCGGUUCUCCUCGCCAGCGUCUAAGUACACGCACAUGUCCGUGCAUGAACUCAAGCAGCAGGCAGCCGCACACAUGGACACAAAGGAGCGGUAUCUUGCGGCAGAGGCGCUGUACAACCUGGCGGGCAACCAGCAGAAGCAGGGCCGCACAAAGGAGAGCAUGCGCACAUACCGCACAUGUCUCCGCCUCAACCCGCACCACGCGCCCGCGCACUUUGCCCUUGCAGUCGUUCACGAGACGCGGGGCAGCGUGGCCAAGGCGGUCAAGCACUAUAUCAGCGCCAUGGAAAUUGUGCCGUCGCACGCGGCUGCCAUCUCCGCGCUCGCCAGGCUCUUGCUUGCAAGCAACACGGGGGAUGUGCGGCCUGCGCUGGCCCUGCUGGAGCGGCUGCAUGCCCUCGAUGCGUGCGAGCACGAAGACCACGUGCGGCUGGCGCAUCUCCACCGCACCGUCACGCGCAAGCUGGAUGCCGCCGCCUACCACUACCAGGCAGCGCUCGCCAUGGUGCCCCACGAUGUUGGUGCUGCUGUUGCCCUGGCGCACCUGUACGAGGAGGACAUGUGCGACCUUGGCGCUGCGCACAGGCAGUGGCUCGCGGUCGCAGCCAUGCUUGACGGUGGUGAUGAUGAUGGGGAUGAUGGUGAUGAGGUUUGUGGAGACGAGGAGGACGUUUGUGAGGAGCGGCGUGGGCGAGAUGAUGAUGAUGACAAGGAUGAUGACGAUGACUGUGAUGAUGGACGUGGGGCUGGCUCGCUCGAACAUCGAGGACUGCGGCAGGUGGCUGCUGCUGCUGUGCUGCGAAUUGAGCAGAGGCUGCAGUCUGCGCACGCGUCAACGGAACUGCCGCAAAUGAUCUAGACGAGAGGAGGAAGAGAAGUCGAGAGUUGAAGAGGGGUGUGAGGAUUGUUGGGCAGGAAGCGACUGCUUUGUGGGAGAGAUGUGACAAGACGCGCUCUUCGUCACCAGAACCACAGAACAAAUGCGUUAAGGAAUGAUUCAACCAUUGCUCGCCUUUCAGCGUGCACGUGCGUGCAAACCAAACACAGCAUCAUGCCCCCUUCCUCAUUUCCUCCUGGUCCCCUUCCUUCGUCUUCACCUUCGUCUUCGUGCUUUGUUGCAUUAGCCGAUGUUGCGUGUGUACUCUCCACGCGUGUACAAUUUGGGUCCUAUCUGAUGUAUGGUGUUUCUCUUGUACAUUCUUGCUGUCCUCUUGCUUCACCUUGAUGCUUUCAUUUGCCAUGACCCCAUACCCCUGCUGCACUUGUUGUAGCCAAUUCGCCACAGCAAACAUCUCCUUCGCAUGUUUUCCCACUCGUUUGAGUUGCCUCUUGGUUUCACUAUGCUCGAUUGUCGCACCAGUCACAUGCGUGGCUGCUGCUUGCUUCUUGACCCUCCUCCUCCUCCCCCCCCCUCCACCCUGCUCUUGUUGCCCCUUGGCGUGUGUCAUGGUUUCUUGCACUAGGCGUUCGUUCACUGACAGGAAGAAAGCGCCACGUGUUAGCGUGUUGCUUUGCGUCGUUUACAUAAGAACAGAAUGGCAAA
Molecule: messenger RNA, 3136 nt
Organism: Salpingoeca rosetta
Lineage: Eukaryota; Choanoflagellata; Craspedida; Salpingoecidae
Exons: 6
Coding region: 614-2452 (612 amino acids)
Biological process (GO): protein O-linked glycosylation
Molecular function (GO): protein N-acetylglucosaminyltransferase activity; protein binding
Source: RefSeq, a predicted model, not a curated record